ACAAUUAUUUAUGGAUUAGUUAGAUAUAUUUAUAGUUUAUAUUCGCUUGUAUAUGACUCUUAGAUUUUGUGAUAUUUUUUUUUAUAUUUUCCAAUGGCGGCAAAAACAGGCUAUAAACACAACUCCCCUGGGCCGAAAUAUUUGCUAUCGACAACCAUCGGGCCUAAUUGUACAGACCCGACCAUCAAGUCUCCACCCGGCUGUGUGAUAGGAAAUCUCCCCAUUAAAACUUACAGAACAUUUAGCCCUGCACCUAACAAGUAUGAUACUUCUGGAUAUAAUCGGAAUGGCAAAAUGUCCUCUCCUGCGUUUUACUUCGGCACAAAAUCUCCUUUACUAAGUUCGAGAAACAUUAUUCCGAGCCCUCAAAGAUAUGGGACGCACCUCUGCCCGGACACCCGCCAUGUUAGACCACCUGCUUGGGAACUCGGGAACCCUUACCACCGUUCGUACAAGAUGGCGGGUCCAGCGCCGAAGUACAUGAUACCAAAGGUCACAGGAGCAUUUCCCCCUGACCUGCCUAAUGUUCCCGCCUACACGAUUUUAGGAAGAGAUGCAUUGAAGUAUUCGAAAUCCUCUUCGCCGGGUCCUGGAAAAUAUGGACUCACAGAUCCAGGCUUGUAUCUUACCAGAGCGCCAUCUCCUGCGAUAUUGUCGAAACGGAAAGAAUCCACAAUUCAUUCUCAAACGAUACCAGGCCCAAAAUACUCCGCUAACUAUAAUUGGAAGGUCGACCCGCCAUCUUACACUUUUGGUAUGAAGCAUUCUAUGUACGAAGUUAUAACCUAUAUGCCUGAAGAUAAGCAGCCAUUUUUUGGGUUAUAAUUCAGUAUUUGAAUCUAUUUCAAUGGUAACUUGAAUAAAAUACAAGCAAUUAA
Molecule: messenger RNA, 878 nt
Organism: Nezara viridula (southern green stink bug)
Lineage: Eukaryota; Metazoa; Arthropoda; Insecta; Hemiptera; Pentatomidae
Source: the annotation of a GenBank genome assembly